Balearica regulorum gibbericeps (East African grey crowned-crane) is the source of this 2383-nucleotide messenger RNA. NCBI's taxonomy places the organism in Eukaryota, Metazoa, Chordata, Aves, Gruiformes, Gruidae. The record is from RefSeq and is a predicted model, not a curated record.
GUGAUGAGUAUGGUGUCGGGAUUUGCACCACUGAUUUCUGCAGGUAUUUUUUCAGCCACCCUGUCUUCUGCAUUAGCAUCUCUUGUGAGUGCACCUAAGAUCUUCCAGGCUUUGUGCAAGGAUAACAUUUAUCCAGGAUUUCAGAUGUUUGCUAAAGGCUAUGGGAAGAACAAUGAACCACUGAGAGGAUAUCUUCUAACAUUUUUAAUUGCUCUUGGAUUCAUAUUAAUUGCUGAACUGAAUGUCAUUGCUCCAAUUAUUUCUAACUUCUUCUUGGCCUCAUAUGCCUUGAUUAACUUCUCUGUAUUCCAUGCUUCUCUUGCAAAAUCUCCAGGCUGGCGCCCUGCUUUCAAAUACUACAAUAUGUGGAUUUCUCUUGUUGGAGCUAUUCUGUGCUGCAUUGUGAUGUUCGUCAUUAAUUGGUGGGCAGCACUUCUAACGUAUGUCAUAGUUCUUGGACUCUACAUUUAUGUCACUUACAAGAAACCAGAUGUGAACUGGGGAUCCUCAACGCAAGCUUUGACUUACUUGAAUGCACUACAACAUUCUAUUCGGCUCUCAGGAGUGGAAGAUCAUGUGAAAAACUUCAGACCUCAGUGCUUAAUUAUGACAGGUGCUCCAAAUUCACGUCCAGCUUUGCUUCACCUUGUCCAUGCUUUCACCAAGAAUGUGGGCUUGAUGAUCUGUGGCCACGUACAUAUGGGUCCUCGGAGGCAAGCCAUGAAGGAACUGUCAACUGAUUUGGCUAAAUAUCAGCGAUGGUUAAUUAAAAAAAAGAUGAAGGCUUUUUAUGCGCCAGUGCAUGCAGAGGACUUGAGGGAUGGAGGACAAUACUUAAUGCAGGCUGCUGGUUUGGGUAGAAUGAGACCUAACACCCUUGUUGUUGGAUUUAAGAAAAACUGGAGACAAGGUGACAUGAGAGAUGUUGAAACCUAUAUCAAUUUAUUCCAUGAUGCCUUUGAUAUUCAGUAUGGUGUAGUUGUCAUCCGCCUAAAGGAGGGCCUGGACAUUUCUCACCUUCAGGGCCAAGAAGAGUUACUUUCAUCCCAAGAAAAAUCUCCAUGUACCAAGGAUAUUAUAGUAAAAGUGGAUUAUAGCAAGAAGACAGAGACAGACACUUCUAUAGCUUUUGCUCCAUCAUCUAGUGAAAGAACUCCCACUGUACAUAAAGAGGAGGACGAGGAUGGAAAGACUCCAACACAACCACUGUUGAAAAAAGAUUCAAAGAGCCCAUCUUCUCCUUUAAACUUGGCUGACCAAAGACUUCUUGAUGCUAGUAGUCAGUUUCAGAAGAAACAAGGGAAAAGCAAUAUUGAUGUCUGGUGGCUCUUUGAUGAUGGAGGUUUGACACUGUUGAUUCCGUAUCUCCUAACAACCAAAAAGAAGUGGAAAGACUGUAAGAUCAGAGUGUUCAUUGGUGGAAAAAUAAACAGGAUUGAUCAUGACAGAAGAGCGAUGGCUACUUUACUGAGCAAAUUUCGGAUAGACUUCUCGGACAUUAUGGUUCUUGGGGAUAUUAAUACUAAGCCAAAGAAAGAAAAUAUUGCAGCUUUUGAAGAAAUGAUAGAGCCCUUCCGACUUCAUGAAGAUGAUAAAGAACAAGAAGUUGCGGACAAAAUGAAGGAGGAUGAACCAUGGAGGAUAACAGAUAAUGAACUUGAGCUUUACAAAACAAAGACUUAUCGCCAAAUUAGGCUAAAUGAGUUGCUGAAAGAACAUUCAAGUACAGCUAACAUAAUUGUCAUGAGUUUGCCAGUUGCACGAAAAGGUGCAGUUUCUAGUGCACUAUACAUGGCCUGGUUAGAAGCUCUUUCUAAAGAUCUGCCACCAAUUCUCCUUGUUCGUGGGAAUCAUCAGAGUGUUCUUACCUUCUAUUCCUAAGAGUACUGCACAUGGGAGAGCUAUGAUGAAAUGGUACUUCAGUGCCCAGGGGAGAGUGACUGAUAUGGUCUAUAGUUUAUUAACAUCACAAAGGCAAAAAGUGACUCUUCUUUCACUGUUUCACUGACUUGAAAGCACACAAGGAAAGUCACUGUAUUUCUAAAGUUGUGACAUCUUCAGUUUUAGUCUGUAUUUUCUGUAAUUUAAUCUUGCUUAAUGGGGGAGGAUUCUUUGUUAGACUGAAGAACAAGACAAGCUUUUUGUUUGCUAUUUGAAUAGCAGCAAUAAAAUGUUUUAUUUUUGAUCAAUGAAAGGAUUAUAGAUUUAUAAAAGCCUUUUAGCCUUGAGGUGCCUUCUGAAAUUAACCAAAUCUUAUCCGUACAUCCUAUUUUGUAAAUUUAUAUAGAAUGUCAAAAUCUGCCUUCAACUAAGAGUUUAAAUCAGACUUCCUUUUAGUUUCUAGUCUCUUCCAUAUUUCAGUAAAAAUGAAUGCUGCUUUUCA